Symbiodinium sp. CCMP2456 is the source of this 915-nucleotide messenger RNA. The record is from the annotation of a GenBank genome assembly. Lineage: Eukaryota; Dinophyceae; Suessiales; Symbiodiniaceae.
GAUGCCUGUCUCUUCAUCGGCCUGCCAACCUUGAGCAAAUGGGACUCCGCGCUGGCUGGAUUUCUGCUGCUGUUGAACAUCUUCACUCAGAUCGGCUUCGUCUUGGUCGUCCGCAGCCACAUGCUGGAGGAUAUUCUACAGCCAGAUCAGCUCACGAACCUCCUCCGAUUCAGGACGAACGUGGCCCACGAUGUGAAAUAUGCUGACCUCGUCGGAGGUCGCUCAAUGGCCAGGCAAGUAUGCAGCCAGGAUGAAUCCCUGCAGUGGGCGAAUUCGCAAACAGGAGUGAUUUCAGAUCUGAACGACUAUAUCUCCGUCGGGCCUGUUUUGGGCCUGCUGGCUAUCGGCUGCUGGCUGUCCACGACCCUUCGGGAGUUAUUCAACAUCAUGGGCUUCGUCAGCGCCAUCCGCAGAUACCCAAUAGGCGAGAGCACCUUGAUGGCGGCCGGCGAGGAGGACGACAGCGCUGACGUUGUGAUAACGCAGAUGACACAAUUUCGGAAAUGGGUGCUCUUCCUCUUUGUCGCUUUGCCGCGCUUGGUGGUGGCAGUGUCUCUGGCGAUCACAGGCACGCGUUACCUCGCGAACACUCUAAGCCUCGCAGACUUGAUCCUCAAUGCGGUGGCCCUGGCAUUCAUCCUGGACCUCGAUGAGCUAGUGGAGUCGGCCUUUAUGCCCAGAAGGGCGCGCUUCCUGCUGGACGCCCUGGGGACGCUGCCCAUUGCCCGCGUGGAGAUCCCAGGCAUUGGCCACGUGCGCGGCGGAUUCCAGGAGCGCCUGAAGAAUAUGCUGAAAGUGGCGCUUCUUCUUUUGGGUCUUUCUCUGGCCUGGUUGUGCCUGCUCCAGCCACUCUACGACCGGGCGCGGCUGGCGCACAACAUUCUCUGCAGCGGCAGGCAAGACUUCAUCUACACC